CAUGGACUUUAUCUUUCUUGCAGAAAUUAAACAAAUAACAACUUCCUUCAGACGUCACUGAUAACCUAUGCACUAUUUGCUGUAUUAGAAACAUGAAUGUUAUCUUGUUUGUGGAACUUUACCGCCGUUUGCUGUCUGACAGGUACGAACAUGAAUGUUAUCUUGUUUGUGGAAAUUUACUCAUGAGUUGCUGUCUGACAGAUAACCCACGUUGUUUAGUGCAUUACAAAGAGAGCAAUUGUUAGUUUUGUAAAAUGCGCUUGCAGAAAACUUACUGUUACGAAUGGUCUGAUAUCGUGUGUAAUGGCACAAACACGAAUGGACGGUACAUACACGGACCAUGACAUAUAUCUCCAUGGUUACAAAGGGUCUUUUAAUCGCUCCAUGUAAGCCAUGACCAUGUGAAUAGGGGUCUAGAAAAAUCAUGCCACUCCCCUGGUCACGAUCUUGUGAUAUUAUGGACGUUCUUAGGCCUACUUCAUCUAGCUGGACCCAACGCUUUAGAACUAGAAGGUGACUUCAUAGGGUCAAAUGCUCGGACUUCAUGUAAUUCUGAAAGCGAAGGUGUCAGGACCUGAUGGGAAGUGUGACGUCAAAGUUUAACUCUUUUGAAUAGUUCCCCCUUCUGUUUCACCUGAUAGUCCCGCCCACUGCACAAGCUCGACGAAAACGCAAUUACAAUUUUAUUUACUUGGAAACUGGACAGGAUCCUGCUAAACUUUGAAUUUUAUUCAAUGAUAUCGAAAAAAGGAUUUGCUGGGUCAUUCGUAGUCUUCAAUGCACCUUUAUGUUCCUGAUUUUAGGGCUCGCAUUUCGCUAUUAUCAUUAUAAUGAUCCUUAUAUCGAUAUCCAGAAUUCCAUACAAUGUACCAAAUAGGUGGUUCAUACUCAGUCUGACCUUUGAGUUGGAACCGCCUUCUUUCUCAAAAUCCAACCCGGAUACACUAGAGUGCAAUGCAUUCGAAGCACGGUGUGCCGAGGGCCCAAAACGUCGCACUCGUUUCUACCCUUUGAACAAUGUACCUCACUUGUGUUGGUAUAAAAGGAAGGAUUUCAGUUCAAGAUCACAUGAUUGUUGAGUAGUUCAUACCUACGCAAUAAGAUUCGUUUGCAGGAGACCCUAAAAAUUCAACAUGCCUUUCUGCGAGCUAAGCACCAGUGUCCCCAAGGCUAAAGUGGACGAGUCCUUUCUCAAGGAGUUCUCUCAACUGCUGGCGAGCAUUAUCGGCCGACCUGAAAGGAGAGUGACCAUCCAGGUUAACCCUGACCAGAUCAUGAUGAAAGCUGGGUCGAUGGAGCCAGUGGCUGUAACGGAGAUACACGGGAACAACCCGGACUACUUCACCGACGCCAUGAGGGAGAAGUGGGUGGCAUCUCUCACGUCUUUCCUCUCUGACAAGCUUGGCAUCACUGACCACGGCAGGAUCAUUGUGUCCUUCCAUCAGAAGGAGCCAACUCAUGUUGGGAUUUUUGGAAAGCUUAUUAGCCAGCGGCAUUCAGAGUGAAGACGUUCUUGUCCAACUAUGGUUGAUGUUAUUCAACAAGAUUUAGAAUAGGUUGGCUCAGUGGAAAGGAUGGUGUCUUCCCAUCAAAAACAUUUUUCAAUGGUAUUCGCGCUUGGAGCAGAUGAAUGAGCUUUUAACCAAACUUCAAUUUCUUGAAAUUAUAUAAGAAAAAACCAAACAAACAUUGAUGACUUUUAAGAUGUAGAUGCUGUGAGAAAUUGACGUUUUUAUAAAAUGUCUAAAGCUUGUAGUAACUCGCUUCUGCUGUAGGUUUCUUGCAAAUUUGAUGUUUUAUUUUGCAUAAAAUGUUGAGGACUGGCAAUACAUUAAUGUUUCACUGGUACGAGUGGCAGAUUAAGAAUUACCAAAUUGUUACAAUAACAAAGAGUUGCAUACUCUUUCUCUUUAUCAGUACUUUUCUUUUAAAUAUCGGUUAACAAAACAAUGCCGGAACUGUUCCAUGGACCAUGAUUAUCUUUCUUGCAGAAAUUAAACAUAUGACACCAGCCUUCUGAGGUCACUGACCUGUAAGCACUGUUUGCUGCAAUCAAAACAUGAAUGUUACUUUUUUGUGGAAAUUACCGUCAUGAGUUGCUGUCUGAUAGAUAAGAACGCGAAUGUUAUCUUGUUUGUGCAAAUUUACUGUCAUGAGUUGCUGUCUGAGGGAUAAGACUAAAUGUUGCUUUAGUGCAUUACAAAUAGAGCAAUACAUUUUUAGUUUGUAAAACGUGCUUGCAGACAAUUUAGUAUUGUGAAUAAUCAGAUAGAAAUAAAAUAGAGACAGCUCACGAA
This is a messenger RNA of Acanthaster planci (crown-of-thorns starfish), 2297 nucleotides long. RefSeq names its product macrophage migration inhibitory factor-like. The record is from RefSeq and is a predicted model, not a curated record. NCBI's taxonomy places the organism in Eukaryota, Metazoa, Echinodermata, Asteroidea, Valvatida, Acanthasteridae. Gene Ontology annotation, molecular function: phenylpyruvate tautomerase activity.